AUUAAUGUCUUUGCCAAAGAUAACGAAACAAAAGAAAACAAAAGAAAAAGGGAUUCGAUUCUAAGCUUUGAUUCGAGACUUCAUCUUAUUCACGACAAAUUUAUCGUCUAAUUAUAAGCUUCUUCUUCAUUACAGUAUUUCUCUGCCCUUUUCUAUUUUUCUAAUACACAAACAUUUGUGAAUAUUUCUGAAAUUGGUGUCUGUCGAUGAUGAAUAUUUGUGUUUUCUUUUUCUUGUUUUAGAAUGGAUGAGCUUUUUCUGAAAUCUUUUAACGGCGGUGGCGAUAAUGAGCAUUAUUUAUCUAUUAUUUCUCCCCAAGACAUACCUCCCAAGGAAGGUUUUGAAAAUAUCCAUCUUUAUUUUUAUGAUAAAGAUAAAGAAAAUGUUUCUGGUAAUAUUUGUGGUGGACUGUUGUAUUUGGAUGAUUUUAAUGGCAAAAGUGUUGUGUGCAACUUAGCAACUCAAGAGUUCAAAUUUCUUCCUGCGCCCAAGAAACCCUCUCCAUGUUUGGACGAUUUCCAUGGGAGUGGUCUCGGGUUUGAUUCUAAAUCUGGCGACUACAAGGUCAUACGAAGCUAUACUCGAUGCAAGUGCGAUCCAGAAGAUAGAGAAGGGUGUCGUGGUGGUAGCCAUACAAAAACGGAGUUGUAUUCGCUUCAAAGCGAUUCUUGGAAGGAGAUUCCGAAUCCUGAUGCUCAUACUUUCCCCGACUGUGGUGUGUAUAUUAUGGGGAAGUGUUAUUGGGCAGUAGCAUCAGAGGAUGGUUCAUCUUUUUCUAUUUUGUCAUUCGACUUCAGUGAUGAAAGUUUCUCUUGCAUUCCUUCACCACCAGUUAGUGAGAAGAAGUUUAUGUAUGACCUUGUUGAGUGUGAUGGUUUUUUGGGUGCUAUUGUCUAUGAGUAUAAGAAACCAAAACAUUCCAAGCGUGGAGCUAAGUCUUAUCAGCUUUGGGUAUGGAAAGAAAGUUGGUGGGCCAAAUCAUUUGGUGUUGCUCUUCGUGGUAUUGAAAGUCCGCUGGGAUUGAAAGAUGGUCGUCUUUUAUUUCUUGAAAGAAAAAGAAAAAGUAGAAAUAGAAAAAGUUAUGAUGAGCUCAGUCGUCCAUUAGUAGUUUAUGAUUGUAUUACGAAAGAGUGGAAGGAACCUGACAUCUAUGCUUGUGCGCAAGAUGUGAAGGUUCUUUCUUAUGUUGAGGAUAAAGUUCUGCUGCUUUAUAAUUGGAUCACGAAGAAACAAAGGAUGAAGGUUCUUUCUUAUGUUGAGGAUAAAAUUCUUCUACCGGAUACAAAGCUAAUAAAUCGGUUGCUCACAGUUUUAAAUUAUCCAAUAACUUGGCUAACUAAUGUUUUGUCUAAACAAUGAACCUCAGUCCACAAAAUGUUGAAGAUUCGUCCGAGAAAAGAUGCCGUCGAUCGACAUCCAGCUCAGAGGUGAAAAGAUGAGGCAUUGGACCGAUUAGCUUUGCUUAAUUUCUAUCAAUAUCUCGUGGAUUUGGACAACGUUUUGCUUUCUAUCAAUAUCUAUUUAUCUUUAUCAAAUGUGGCCGCUUCUCAGAGUUGAAGAAUAGGUUCGGAAGAAGAAGAGUAGGCAUUGGACCUAUCUGCUUUCUAUCAAUAUCUCGUGGUUUUGCACAACAUCUACCAAUAUCUCAUGUUUAUCUUUAUCAAAUGUGGGAUCUUUAUCAAAUUUCUAUCAAUUUCUCGUGUUUAUCUUUAU
Molecule: messenger RNA, 1713 nt
Organism: Salvia miltiorrhiza (redroot sage)
Lineage: Eukaryota; Viridiplantae; Streptophyta; Magnoliopsida; Lamiales; Lamiaceae
Product: F-box/LRR-repeat/kelch-repeat protein At2g27520-like
Exons: 2
Coding region: 244-1359 (371 amino acids)
Source: RefSeq, a predicted model, not a curated record